This is a messenger RNA of Penicillium verhagenii, 1860 nucleotides long. RefSeq lists its product as uncharacterized. The transcript has 3 exons. NCBI's taxonomy places the organism in Eukaryota, Fungi, Ascomycota, Eurotiomycetes, Eurotiales, Aspergillaceae. The coding region runs from base 1 to 1860 and encodes 619 amino acids. The record is from RefSeq and is a predicted model, not a curated record.
AUGUCCAGCUACCAGACCUAUGGCGAUGCCAGCACGGAAACAAAUGCGGCAACAAGCAAUACGCAAUCAAGUACCACCACUUCCGACAUUACCAGCACUACCGAUAGUACUAGCUUCCAACCUUCGACAACAGGGGCAACGACCACAAUUUACCACAUUCUCCCUUCGUCGACCUCUUACGCCUCUCAAGCUUCCCAGACAUCCCACACUACCGUUAUCGAUUACAAGUAUGAAAGGCUCUCAAAUUGGACCGGCAACGUCACGCUUGACACCCUGGGAUGGGAUACGGUAGCCAACGCCCCGUUCGGGGACUUGUGCGAUGAUGGUAACUGCCUCGAGACGUGUCAAAACUACACCCAGGUGUUUCAGUCGACAUACGACAUCAAACAAGAAUCGAAUGUCACGCUUUUUGGUAUCUGUACCAAUUUAGGGACGAUCUAUGGUGAUAUGUACCAAGCCAAUAGCUCGGUCUUGCAGAAUGUGUCUUCCUAUUUUCCACUGGGUGACCAGAGUCAAGAUGUGGUGAAUCAAGUGGCCGCAGAUUUAUCAAGCUGCCUCGCUGACUCAUGCGACGCAUCUCGUGAUCCGCAGCACUGCAAUACUUCCUGCUCUUUGUCCGUUCUUAACUAUGGAAAUACGACGAUCAACAUGAAUGCUGUGAGUUUAUGCAUUGAUGAUCUUUGCAAAGACACAUACGGGCUUCCAUAUGCGGAUCAAGAUGUGUAUGGAAUUGGCAUCCUGAUCUCAUAUGUCAUGCAGGCAAUCAUGGGCAUCAUGCUGGCACUUUUUAUUAUCUUUCUAGCUAUCCGGCGCACCUGGAUAACAAAAAAGAAAGACGAUGACCGAUAUGUCAAUUCCAAUUUCCGAAAAUUCAUCAAGAACUUUCUAGCCGCCCAAUGCUACUUUGGAAUAUCUCUACAAGCCGCCGCUCUAUACUCAAGACCAAGGAGCGUCAACCCUUUGAACGGAUACGCCACAAUGACAGUCGCAGUGACCGGAUUUCUUCCAACUGUCUUCACGCUCAUGUUACUACGUUACUAUGGAGCCAAAUCUCGGUAUUUGAGCCUGCUAGCCUUUUUGUCUUGGCUUCUCGCAACCGUCGUUUUCUUCGAACUAGAAUCAAAUUUGAACGACUUCAAAUCCGGGGCCAAGAUGCAAGACUCGAGUCUUCGUCAGCUUUAUGAUAUCCCUACUUGUGGGGGCUCCUCGGCUUUGGCAGUCUGUUCUGAGACACUUGGAUCUUCUCCUUUGGACUAUCUCUCCGGCUACUACAACAAUGCCCCGGGGCUUGUAAGCCUGAGAAAUACCAAUAUUCUCUGGGUCUGGAGUACCUUAUGUCUGGUCCUUUGCCUUAUCAGUCAGCUUUCCUUUGGAAAUCAUAAACGGCAUCCACCACGGAGUGAAAGAAAACGCGAAAACAUCUUGAAGAAAUUGCAGUCGACAUUCUCUCAUAUGAAAAUGACGGCUCUAACAAUAGCUUCAUCGAUAUUCACAAUCUGUUUUGUCUACCAAGCUUUGAUGGUGUGGAGGUAUCAGCAGAUGGGUGUUAUUGAUUGGACAGGGUGGACCUUCGGACAAAUCAUGGCUGUGGCUACUUGGAUUCCCUCUAUACUUGAGUAUCUGGAAAAUGAACUUGCUCAUGCGUGGAAGAAACGUCAAGAAGCGAGUGAUCUUCCUGGUGAGAAGGAUUCCUCGAAAAUCACUUUAAUUCCACCCCCGUCUCCCGAUUCGCCUGAACGAUCAUCGCUAGACUAUGAGCUCGAUUUGGAAAGUCGUGGAGGCCAUGAUACUGGAGACGAUUGCCAUCGUCUUGAAAUACGGUUCUUCAGUCAAAAAACAGAGUAUAAUCAUGGCCUCUGA